Molecule: messenger RNA, 723 nt
Organism: Sitophilus oryzae (rice weevil)
Lineage: Eukaryota; Metazoa; Arthropoda; Insecta; Coleoptera; Curculionidae
Exons: 2
Coding region: 1-723 (240 amino acids)
Cellular component (GO): nucleus
Molecular function (GO): DNA binding
Source: RefSeq, a predicted model, not a curated record
AUGGAUUGUUGCAGAUUGCACUAUGCCCCAGAGUUCAUUAUCCCAGAAAGCAAAGGGCAAAAGAAAACAUGGGACAAACAAGCAAUGGCCGAAGCUGUGGAAAUGGUGCCAAAAAGCACUUUGCAAAGACUAGUUCACGACACCGAAUAUUCACCCGAACAAGUUGUCGAAAAAAAGUUAGGUAGAAAACCCGUUUUUUCUACUGAAAUUGAACAACAACUAGUCGAAUACCUGCUGCUGAUGGAAAGCAAAUAUUUUGGGCUUACCCGCAGAGACGUUAAAGUAAUGGCCUAUCAAUUGGCUGUACGAAACGGAAUAAAGCAUCCGUUUGGGAAUAAAGAAGAAGCAGGUCGUGCUUGGCUGGAUCAUUUUUUAAAUCGUCAUAAACAAAGAUUGUCUAUCCGAACACCAACUGGAACAUCGUAUGCUCGGGCGAACAGUUUCAAUAGAGAAUCUGUAGCUAAAUUCUUUGAUAUCCUCGAGAUGGAAUACGAAAAGAAAAAAUAUACGGCUGACCGCGUUUUUAACGUUGACGAAACGGGAUUGUCUAUAGUUCAGACAAAAAUACCUAAGGUAGUUGGGUCAAAAGGGAAACGGCAGAUCGGUGCGCUGACGGCUGCUGAGAGGGGAUCACUAGUGACCACCAUUUGUGCUAUGAGUGCUUCCGGCAUAUUUGUUCCCCCUAUGCUGAUUUUCCCAAGGAAAAAUAUGACUGAACUCUGA